Messenger RNA from Corticium candelabrum, 980 nucleotides. Its product is annotated as 26S proteasome non-ATPase regulatory subunit 10-like. The transcript is spliced from 3 exons. The record is from RefSeq and is a predicted model, not a curated record. NCBI's taxonomy places the organism in Eukaryota, Metazoa, Porifera, Homoscleromorpha, Homosclerophorida, Plakinidae. The coding region runs from base 203 to 844 and encodes 213 amino acids. Gene Ontology annotation, molecular function: protein binding.
AGACCGUCGUUAGGUGUAGUCUGCAUAAGAGUUCCGAUGGGGCGCUUCUCCUGAAGUUGAUUAGGAACUGUCUUGAUGUUUGCACUGAUGUGAUUACGGUUUUACGUAGAUCUUGCUUUCUAUCUAUAUUCAGUGGUGGACUGUCUACAUCCGGCAACAAAUCAGCGUCUAGAUCUGUAGAUGAAAUAGCUCGAUCGGCAGAAUGAAUAGAGGUCGUGUCGGCCGUACAGAGAUUUUCAGAACUGUAUCUCGCAAUGUCGGUGAGUUUGUGACGUCACAGAGGGAAGAGAUCCUUAAUUCUCUUGAGCUGUCUCUUCUUGGGAAUGGAAAGUUUACAGCAUUAGAAAACACACCAGACAAAGAACUGAACAGACCUGAUGCGUAUGGAGAGGUGGCACUGCGACUGGCCAUCAGGUGUGGGCGUCUAGAUUUGUGCAAAUCUUUGGUAAAACGAGGUGCGCAAGUGACCGAUGUCGAGUCCAACUGUUGUUGGACUUUGCUUCAUGCUGCAAGUGCUAAAGGCAGCAGAGACAUUGUUGCCUUUCUUUUGAUCAAAGGAGCUAUGCGUCAAAUUAACGCGCAAAAUAACAGAGGAGAUACCCCAUGUCAUCUCGCUGCUAAAUGUGGAUAUACUCCUGUAGUGAAACUGUUGGCCAAGUCAGGGGCUGAUAUCAGUAUAAAGAAUUGGAGAGGUCGAAAUGUUCGAGAGGAGGCAAUGGCAAAUUGUCAACUUAGGACAGUCAGUAGUUUGGAGCAACUUUGCAACAUGCAGCAUGAAGGUAUCACGGACAGCACCCUAGCUAUUGGAAACGACGAGACGUGUGGUACCAUAUUGCACAGUUAAUGUAUUUGUAAUAACGCGACGUUGUUAGACUGUUACAGUGUAUUUUAGUACUUAACGUGUGAUUCUAAAUUUUCCAGAUACGAAAAAGAUUGGAAGACUUAAUUUAAUGCAUUGUUUAUAGCAUUGUGUGUGUGUG